AUGCGUCUUGGACCUAAUACGAACAUUGAACUGAAUGACAAUGACAUUGCUGUAUUGUCUAAGGAGAGCUUCCUUCCAAUGUUAGACAUCCUUUCCAAAGGAAAUGGAGUCCUUGAUCUGAGCGGAAAUCCCAUCCGAUGCGGUUGUGACAUGGCAUGGCUCGUACUCGGUGAGAAAUAUAUUAGGAAUCUCUCUGGGAAGUGUCACAACGGAACAGAAUUCAAGGACUUACAUCGAGAUAUCAUGACAGAAUGUGAUCGUCAAUGUCCGCACCAGUGCGUCCCACAUCAAUGGAUUUCUUCCUGCAAGCCAGAGACAUCACCACAGUGUGACUCUCACAAUGUACCUACUCCGGAAAUAGAAUGUGGGAGAAAUUUGCAACCGGUGCCCUUGGCAGCGGGAGGAAAGGCAUCCGGCGUUGGAAAGUGGCCAUGGCAAACAGCUAUUUAUGACAUCCAGAAGCAACUCCUCCUUUGUGGAGGGGCUCUCAUUCGAGAACAAUGGGUACUCACCGCGGCUCAUUGUCUCGCCGUUAGUGGUACCUCAAGAGUUCGAUCUGCGAAAGACUUCCGUGUUCAUCUCGGGAAAUAUUAUCGGAAUGCGUCUCUGGACGAUGAAUUUAUUCAAAUGAGAGAGGUGGCUGGUUGGGGCGACAAUGCUUCUGACAUCCUGAGUGAUGAAUUGACGGAGAUAAAUAUCCCUGUGGUAUCGAAUAGCAAUCGAAGCACCGUCGGCGGGAGAGGAGAAGUGCACAGGUGUCGGAACGCUGGUCGAGGUCCUUCCUAUCAAAGCAUGGGGUAUCCAACUCCCGAGUUUCGAGACCUUCCCGACCGUGGACAGGCGGUGUUCGAUGGUGGAGAGGGAGCACCCGAGGACGGCGGCCAUGUGUCGAGUGGUCAUGCGGGGAUCGGCUUUCAUGAGUUGUAG
Molecule: messenger RNA, 927 nt
Organism: Darwinula stevensoni
Lineage: Eukaryota; Metazoa; Arthropoda; Ostracoda; Podocopida; Darwinulidae
Source: the annotation of a GenBank genome assembly